Messenger RNA from Chara braunii, 2691 nucleotides. NCBI's taxonomy places the organism in Eukaryota, Viridiplantae, Streptophyta, Charophyceae, Charales, Characeae. The record is from the annotation of a GenBank genome assembly.
GUCGGCUUACGCCCUCCUUCCCUUCGCCCGGUUCUACGUCGUUGCGGGCGGCGCUCGCGCUGCUGCACUGCCGUAGAUCGGUCUGAUCUACGGCAAAGAGCGAUUCUUUCGUUUUGUCGUUUCUCACGUGCGUGUUGCCAAACGACGCCCACUCUCAUCUCUCUCUCUCUCCUCCCGUUCUCUCCAUUUCCCCUGGCUACUGUUGUGUAGGCUCGCACGUCUCCAUUCUCCUCCUUUCUCCUCCCUUCUCUCUCUUGCACUCUGAUUCUUGAGGACGACAUCCUUCUCUCUGCUGCUGGUUCGAUCACACAGGAGAGAGAGAGGUUAGGCGAGAGGAAGAACAAAAGGAACUAGGAGGAGGAAGAGGAGGAAGAAGAGGAGGAGGGGCAGCGGGAGGAGAAGGAAGAAGAAGAGGAGCUUCUCUCUUAAGAGCGAGCUAUGGCGCCGAAAGCAGCAGCGGGGGGAGCCAAGGGGAAAGGCGGAGCUGCUGAGGAGAGACCAAUCCUCGGCCGAUUCUCCUCUCAUCUUAAGAUUGGCAUCGUAGGGCUGCCCAACGUGGGAAAGUCAACGCUUUUUAACACGUUGACCAAGCUGAGCAUCCCCGCGGAAAAUUUCCCCUUCUGCACCAUCGAGCCUCAUCAGGCACGUGUCAACGUCCCCGACGACCGAUUCACUUGGCUGUGCGAUCUUUAUAAGCCGAAGAGCGAAGUCCCCGCCUUCUUGCAGGUCCACGAUAUUGCCGGUCUAGUGCGGGGGGCUCACGCAGGCCAGGGCCUGGGCAAUGCCUUUCUAGCGAAUAUCCGAGAAGUGGAUGGGAUCUUCCACGUGCUUCGCGCUUUCGACGAUCCCGACGUCAUCCACGUGGAAGACAGCGUGGAUCCCGUCCGCGACCUGGAGAUCGUGAGCGAAGAGCUGAGGUUGAAGGACCGGGAGAUGAUGGACAAGAAGCUGGAGGAGCUCUCAAAGGACAUGAAGCGAAACCCUAAUGACAAGGAGAAGAAGAAGGAGCUUGAGUGCUGCCAGAAGGUGGUGGAGAUGCUGGAAGAGGGCAAGGAUGUUAGGCUCGGGGACUGGAAAGCCGACGAGAUUCUGAUCUUGAACAAAUUCCAACUCUUGAGCGCCAAAACCGUCGUGUACCUGGUCAAUAUGACGGAGAAAGAUUACCACAGGAAGAAGAACAAGUGGCUGGCCAAGAUCCAUGCCUGGGUUAAGGACCACGGAGGCGAUGUGAUCAUCCCAUUCAGCGGCGCUUUGGAGAGGAAACUUGCGGAUAUGCCCCCCGAUGAGGCGGAGCGAUACUGCAAAGAGAGCGAGCUGCAGAGCGCGCUGCCGAAGAUCAUCAAGACGGGAUUCGCGGCAAUCCAUCUGAUCUACUUCUUCACGGCGGGAGCGGAUGAGGUCAAGUGCUGGUCCAUACGCAAGCAGACGAAAGCACCGCAAGCAGCGGGGGCAAUUCACACAGACUUCGAGAGGGGAUUCAUUUGUGCUGAAGUGAUGAAAUACGACGAUCUGAAGGAGCAGGGGAGCGAGGCAGCGGUCAGGGCGGCGGGGAAAUUCAAACAGGAGGGCAAAAAUUACGUCGUCGCUGAUGGGGAUAUCAUAAACUUCAAGUUCAAUGUCACCGCUGCUGGGAAGAAGUGACCGUGAUCUCCGUCACGAAGUGUGGGAGAAUGAUUAUCCGGAGAAGGAUGAUGUGGUGGAGGAGGUGGAAGAGGAGGUAAGGAGUGUGUAGACAUGGUCUUGAGAUUGACGUCUGUGGAUUUUUCUGCUGAAAGGAUGAGAGAAGCAUGGGAAUAGUACUUAAUAGGGUGAAUUUUAGAGGAAGGCACACGCGAGCGAAGCACUCGACGACGACUCCUGCAUCCUACCGUCUUCCCUCGAAUAGAACUCAUGGUCAUUAUAUAGCUGUGUUUGGGGCAAUUUUCAGUCUAGAUACAGCGAUAAUGACCGGGCGCUCUAAUCGGGGGAACCGGGUAAUCGGCGGCGGCGAGGAGGCGGCGAGGCGAGGAAGCAGUGGAGACGAGGAUUGCCAGACUCGUGCCAUGGGGGGCUGCAAGGAACUCGACGAGGAGUGCCUUGGGGGGCUAAUAAGGGCUAAUAAUGGAGGAGGUUGAUAAGGUCUGAAAGGAAUUCAUGGUGACGUUCAACUCUGCCGCACUCUUCUGGAUGAAGAUUCACUACUCCUUAGCUGCCGCUGAGAGGGGGCAUGGAGAGAGAGAGGGAAGAGAGGCGUUCUUCCCUCUCGUAAGAGCUUUGUCAGCAUGUGAACGCGUUCGAGAAAACGUUUUGAUGGGUGGGUGGUGGUUUGGCUGAUCGAGCGAGGGAAGAAAGGCGUGGUUGGAGCGGAUUCACGAGUACGUGCGGAGAGAGAGAGAGAGAGAGAGAGAGAGAGAGAGAGAGAGAGAGAGAGAGAGAGAGAGAGAGAGAGAGAGAGAGAGAGAGAGAGUUGGACGGAGGGAGGAGGGAGGAGGAGGGAUGGUGACGGAAUUUGAGUGUGCGGGUGGAUAAUGUUAUUCGCAACGGUGAGGCGAAGAGAGAUGAGAUGAAGAGGAUUCUUUUAUUUCCUUCUUUUUUUUUUUUUUUUUUUUGCUUUCUUCUCCGGUUUGAGUUGCCGUUUAGGGUUUAUGUGGAGGGCUUCUUGAGGUGUCCGAAAAUUUUGUCGUUUCGUUCAUUGUAUUCCAUUUCCAAUGU